Molecule: messenger RNA, 1139 nt
Organism: Vicugna pacos (alpaca)
Lineage: Eukaryota; Metazoa; Chordata; Mammalia; Artiodactyla; Camelidae
Source: RefSeq, a predicted model, not a curated record
CGGGCGGCAGGCCGGAUCGCGGGAUAGAGGACGGCGUCCUGUUUGCAAGUGCCGCAGUGGGGCUGGAAGCGGGGUCGGGGCGCGGCGUGGGGCCGCAGUGCUCCGCGCUCUGGGCGCCCCGUCGCGCUCUACGCGCACAGGGCGCGGUGUACCUGUGGCUAGAGCUCUGGACAGGAGACAAGAGAUAAAUGUUUACCUCCUUGCUCGCCUCUCUUUUGGGGACUGGACCUAGGAGGAAGUCACAGGAAAACAAUCUGACAUCAGGUAAGCACUCGUGGCGGGAGUCAGUGAAACUGAAGAGAAGUUGGACAUUCCCCUUGGCUCCAGUGGUCCCUGUGGUAGGUCUGGCCUGAGAUGUUUGCCUCGGUGACCGCUUGUGCACGUGGAUUAUGGCAGGAAAAGUGAAAUGGGUCACUGACAUCGAGAAGUCGGUGCUGAUAAAUAACUUUGAGAAGAGAGGAUGGGUCCAAGUGACAGAAAACGAGGACUGGAAUUUUUACUGGAGUUUGAGAACGCGUUGGCUGUUCAAUGAAGAAGACCCGUAUCCCGGCCCCAGGAGACGUGGAGACACCGAUGACUGCGUCAUAAACCCCACUUCUGAGCCGGUGAUGAACAACGACAAGCACUGCUUUGAGUGCUACGGCUACGACAUCAUCAUCGACGACAGGCUGAAGCCCUGGCUCAUCGAGGUUAAUGCGUCCCCAUCUCUCACCUCCAGCACUGCCAAUGAUCGAAUCCUUAAGUAUAACCUGAUUAAUGACACCCUCAAUAUCGCGGUCCCUAACGGCGAAAUUCCAGACUGUAAAUGGAACAAGUCACCCCCGAAGGAAGUUCUUGGCAACUACGAAAUUCUGUACGACGAGGAGCUGGCGCAGGGUGACGGGGCCGACCGAGAGCUGAGAAGUCGGCCCGGCCAGUCGCUGGGGCCUCGAGGGGGCCGAUCGAGAGACUCAGGGAGAACGGUGCUCACAACCUGGAAGUGACCACCAGCGGGAGGAAAAGACUCCACCCUGGACUCGGUCAAACUUGUCGCUGCACUCACCCUUGCUGAAGACUUAUUUUGGAAUUUCCUUUUUCUAGAGCCUUUUUCCUUUCCUAAACCCUGUAAAUAAAUAAAGGCCCUUCUUUGGAAGGUAAAA